Messenger RNA from Lactuca sativa (garden lettuce), 1464 nucleotides. RefSeq lists its product as uncharacterized. NCBI's taxonomy places the organism in Eukaryota, Viridiplantae, Streptophyta, Magnoliopsida, Asterales, Asteraceae. The record is from RefSeq and is a predicted model, not a curated record.
GAUCUCUCAAAAUCCAAUCAAACCGCCUUUGUGCCAUCGUUAUCCUGAUAACCUUCACCGACAUGAAUUAUAUCUCUUUCUCUCACUCUCUAUCGUCUUCACUUCUUUCGAGUUCCAUUUACCUGUCACAUUUUGUGCCUCCAUUGAUCCAUUCGAUCCCAAUUCCCAAACUCAUACUUUAUCGUUUGUUGAUGUUCUUACUUUUACAUUCAUGUUAAUCGCAGUUGUCGAUUCAUUUUAACCUUUGGAAUUCAUCGUUUUGUUCCAAUUUACCAUGUUUGAUUUAUGAGCAACAGAUGAAUAUGUGGAUUUUUUAAGUACAUUUUGGUGAUUCAAACAAGAGCAGUUUUCUUCCUCUGAAUAGCUGUUAUCUAUAAUGUGGAUGCACAAGUGAUUGGGUGCUGUCAAAGGGAAUAAUGGCCUUGGUGACCCAUCAGGUUCAGGGUGUCUAUGCUCCAUCAAGGCCUUCUUGGAAGAGAGGGACCAAAUUGAGCCAAAAUUCAAAGGCAUUUUGCACAUUUCAGAAGAUAGAUAUCACCGUAUAUCUUAACAGUGUGGGCCCGCCUUUUAUCCAUGGAUCAAAGCGGAAAUCUCUAAGAGUAUCAUCUUUUGAAGGUAGUGAUCAAGGUGAUGAAUACAUAGACAGAGUGAGAGGGUCAAAAUGGGCAAAAAGUCCAUACAUCUCCUCUAAUGGAGGUUUGACAUCAUUGCCCACAUCUUCACCAAGUCAAGAUCUUACAUUCGAAGGGCAUUCCUGGAAUGAAAGAGUGGAAACAGACCAUGAGCUCAUGAAAUGUGGGAUUUUAAAGAGGGUAUGGUGCAACUUUUUGAGUUUGGAUGCAAAAAUAAAGAUCCCCAUGAUUAUAUUCAUACCCCUGUUCCUUACAGUGAACAUAAAGUAUGGUGUUCAUGUUGCAAAGGAGUUGAUCCCUUUGUGGAUUGGUGGACCUUUACUCCUUGUUCUUUACAUCAAGAUGGUCCAUGUGAUAUACUCGCUCUAUGUUUUCAGCUUCAAGCAAUCAGUCAAAUUAGUAAACAACUUUGGUCAUGGAAGAAUUCAUUUAUGGCAACAAUUUGUGUACUUUAGGAACUUAGACUACAAAGAUGAGUCAAAAAGAAUGUGGAAAGAGUUUCAGGAAUGGCUUGGGGAUAUGUGUAUGGAGUUUGUUGAAUCAAUGUGGUCUUAUCGCAGAACUGUUGGGUUUUUGAAGAUGACCAAGAUCAUAUAGGUUGAAUACGUGUUUUUUUUUUUUUUUUUUGAGUCUUUUGUUUCAUGUAAUGGUUUGUUUUGGCUAACCUAGGCAUACAGAUACAGGAAGCAAUAGAUUUGGUAAUAUUUGUUUACCAUUUCCGGAAAGAUUCUUUGAGGGCCUGUUUGUUAAUGUAAGGUUGUUCCCUGUUCGGAUAAACCUAAACCGAAUUGUCCAUUUGAGUCAAAACAACAUAAAGAGUAAAUAUGCCUAA